GGCAAAAAUUAAGUCGAGUCGUUUCCGUUAAUUUUCGAGGAAACAGCUCGCGACGCUUUAUACGAGAUCCGUGUUUACGCGAAAAAUGAUCGAGCCUCCGAGGUCUCGAAUCGCGAAAGGCGUUUUCGCGGGUGGAGUGGAAAUUUCGCUGGCAGAUAGCCGAAAAAUUCAAGAUGGCGCGGGGUGAGAAGAGGAGUUGAUAAGUGGACGGCGUGGCAUUAUUGCGAAAAUAAAAAAUAUAGCACUGCCAGUUGUCACGAUUUCUCACGACGCACUCUUGAUCUACGUGAACAAAAGUCGUCGAUCAGUCUUCCAAAGGCUUUUGCCACGUGAAGAUCGCGUUCAGAUCGCCGAGGAGGGACACCCGCGACCGGUGUGCCGUCAGUGACUAUGACUUACGCGCAGAAUAAUGUCGCGGGCGACGAGCAAACGCAAGGAUCGUACAGGCUCUCGGUGAUAUCGGCGAACGGGAAGCAGCUGGAAAAUGGGUCCGUGGAAGGAAAACCCGAAGAUAAAGAGGCACGCGCUCAAUGGGGGAGUAACAUAGAGUUCUUGAUGUCCUGCGUGGCGUUUUCUGUUGGCCUCGGAAACGUUUGGAGAUUUCCCAGUACAGCGUACGAAAACGGAGGCGGAGCGUUCCUGGUGCCUUAUCUCGUCGUUCUCUUCAUCAUUGGCAAGCCUAUCUACUACAUGGAGAUGAUACUCGGACAAUUCAGCAGCAGAUCGUGCGUGGAAGUCUGGUCCGUGGUGCCGGGCUUCAAAGGAAUCGGAUACGGCGUGACCGUGUCCGUCUUCUCCGUGGUCACCUACUAUUGUUCCCUGAUGUCGUUGACGAUGUACUACCUGCUGGCCAGCUUCCAAUCGGUUCUUCCGUGGGCUGUUUGCUGGGAAGAAUGGGGCAACGUUUGUUUCGACAGCACAUCGGCCAGCAACGCCACUUCGAACGUCAACAAGAGCAGCUCGGCGGAAUUGUACUUUCGAUACGUUGUUCUCAACGAAUCGGGGAUCGAGGAAGGUCUCGGAGAACCAUCCUGGAAGCUGGUGGUCGCGCUCUUCGUCAGCUGGACGUGCGUGUUCGUAGUGAUCCGGAACGGCGUGAAAAGCACCGGGAAGGCCGCUUACUUCCUCGCGCUGUUCCCGUAUGUGAUCAUGAUAUGCCUUCUGGUGAGGGCAGUGACCCUGGAGGGAGCCGUGAACGGCAUUAUAUUUCUAUUCGAGCCAACCUGGGAAAAGAUCUUCGACCCUUCGGUCUGGUACGCGGCCGUCACGCAAUCCUUCUUCUCCCUCGGCGUGUGUUUCGGCGCUGUCACCAUGUACUCGUCCUACAAUCGUUUCGAUCACAAUGUAUUAAGAGACUGCACGGUGGUGACGACCAUGGAUCUUGCCACGAGUUUGAUAGCAGGGACGACCAUCUUCGGGAUCUUGGGAAACCUCGCCCACGAAGUGGGCAAAGAAGACAUCAGCACGGUGGUGCGCGCCGGCACGGGUCUCGCUUUCAUUUCCUAUCCGGAAGCGCUCGCCAAGUUCACGGUGGUGCCCCAGCUCUUCGCCGUGCUCUUCUUCCUGAUGCUGUUCGUCCUGGGUAUCGGCACCACCGUCGCCUUCACCGGCGUCAUCACCAGCAUCAUCAAAGACAAGUUUCCUCGGAUUCCGAACUGGAAAGUUGCUGCCUGCGUCACGAGCAUCGGCUUUCUCAUUGGAAUCGUUUAUUGCACGCAGGGAGGACAACACGUAUUAAACUUGGUGGACUACUUCGGAGGAACGUUCAUAAUAGUGUUCCUGGCUUCCUUCGAAGUGAUAGGGAUAUCUUGGGUGUACGGUGUCGACAACUUUUUGGACGACGUGGAAUUCAUGAUCGGCAACCGCCCUUCCUUCUACUGGAGAUUCUGCUGGGGUUUCUUGACACCCCUGGCUCUCUUCUCGAUCCUGAUUUACUUUCUGAGCGAGUUGACGCCUCUCACCUACAACGGCGAAUAUUAUCCAACUUCUGCCUACGUUGCUGGGUGGUUACUGUUAGUGCUGGGAGUAAUCCAGUUCCCUAUUUGGAUCAUCGUCACCAGGAUGCAAAACAAAGAUAAACCCGCGUUGGACAUCCUUAAACCGGACCCCGACUGGGGGCCCAAAGAUCCGAGCAAGUACAAAGAGUGGAAGGCUUUCAAGGACGCCAAAAGGAUAUCUAGGAUGAACCUGGGCAAGAAAAGGUCGAGAAUCGUGACGUUGCUGAUCGGAGGAGAUUGAUAGCAACUGCAGCAUUAAGAGAUUCGAUCAAGAAUCUGACCAUCGGACUGCUUCGAUGACGCUGACGAGAUACCCCGUAGAUCUCAGCUUAUUCUGUAUUGUAAUAGAGACUUCGUUUCUAAAUAAAUACGUUAAACAGUUA
Molecule: messenger RNA, 2380 nt
Organism: Hylaeus anthracinus
Lineage: Eukaryota; Metazoa; Arthropoda; Insecta; Hymenoptera; Colletidae
Product: sodium-dependent nutrient amino acid transporter 1-like
Exons: 10
Coding region: 391-2238 (615 amino acids)
Biological process (GO): sodium ion transmembrane transport
Cellular component (GO): membrane
Molecular function (GO): L-amino acid transmembrane transporter activity
Source: RefSeq, a predicted model, not a curated record